This is a messenger RNA of Neopsephotus bourkii (Bourke's parrot), 3989 nucleotides long. Its product is annotated as zinc finger protein 883-like. Gene Ontology annotation, cellular component: nucleus. Gene Ontology annotation, biological process: regulation of transcription by RNA polymerase II. NCBI's taxonomy places the organism in Eukaryota, Metazoa, Chordata, Aves, Psittaciformes, Psittacidae. Bases 2465 to 3886 code for a protein of 473 amino acids. The transcript is spliced from 3 exons. Gene Ontology annotation, molecular function: DNA-binding transcription factor activity, RNA polymerase II-specific; RNA polymerase II cis-regulatory region sequence-specific DNA binding. The record is from RefSeq and is a predicted model, not a curated record.
GCAGGGGACUCAGCCUGCUGAAUGAGGCUGGGUUCGGACCCAGGCCACUUCCUGCCAUAGCAGGGUCUGCCCUCCUUGCUGUGACACUAGGUCCAGACUCAGAGGAAAGUCCUCACAGAGUAUGUUUGAUUUUCUCAGGUUGAUAUCCACUGCAGCUUUCUGUUCUCCAUGCCCCUCCUGCCUCCCAGGUUUGUGGUCUUAGUGGUGUCUCUCCCAUCCCUGGCCAGCUACUUCUUUCAUGGGGCAGCCCCUUUAGGGACUCUGUCUGUCUGCCAUCACAGGACCUUGGUGUGGCCCAUUGCCUUCCCAUGCUACAGGUUCUUGUUCCUCAUUCAGCCUUGUAAGACUGGGUUAUCAGUCAGGACACUAUCUGGGGACUUGGCUUUAUCCAAACAUGGUUGUUCUGGAGACUGGCACCUCAUCCCUGUCUGGUGCUUGGUGGCGCUUCAGGUUUCCCAUAUGGUUGAGGGACAGAUCUUUACCACCCAUUGCACAAUGUCCUUUUCUGCCAUGUCUCACAACCUGCCUGGCUCUGCACAACAUCAGCUGUCUCCUACAUCUUUCUGUAGGUGCGCACCCACCAUUUUAGGGUGCCUGUUUUGACUACAUGCUCACCUUGAGCAACAGCAGGGACUGAACCAGAAGGACGUUUCUCUCCUCCUAAAAUCAGGAGGAUGGUUCAGCAGGGUCACAGUGGCACUGCCUCAGAGAUGGAUGGGGUUAGUAUAGAGGGAAGCCUUGGCUUCCAUGCGUUUUACCUGGGAUCAAAGCCUGCAGCAGCUGCCUGGUGCUGGGAGGAUUGGAAACGCUGUCUCCCCAGUGGGGGAUACCCACUGAAUCCACUGUGGAGUAGGCAGCAGGGAGCAGGAAGGGUGUGACUCCAAGCUGAGGCAGAGCCAACAGAAUGUCAGCUCUCCAUGUGACUGGGGGGCUUCUUUUAUCGUGAUGGCAUUAUACAGGUGGGGAAAUCUUCCCUCUGUCCUUGGGAGCGUCUGGCAGCUGAUGUCUAUUGUGGUACCCUCCUCUGGUACGCCACUGAGCAUCCAGUUCGGUUUUUCUCGUUUUGAAAGCAAAAGGUGCUGGUUUACAUUUAUUUUUCAUUUCUACUGGUGAACACCUGGUUGUAAGUAAUUUUACUUACUUCUAGUGGCACAGUGGGCAUCCACAUGACCAGAAAGGUGAAACUCCAUUGCAGAGCAGGCAUUCCCAUGUGCAGGUUUUAGCAUUUUCUUUCUUUAACCUGUACAGUUCUAGGAUAUCACUGAGCCCUCAUCAUCUUAAAAUGCCUCUAAAGAAAUGCCACUGCACAAAUAUAGUGCUGAAGCUAAAUGAGUGACCUAAUUUUGUGUCCCACAAACCCCACUCCCGCGCAGCACACUUCUGCUCUGAACAGAGAUCCUUGAGAAGUGGGAUUGUGUGUUGGCUGUCAGAACUGGCCAGACUAAAUCACCUUGGUGUUCAUGCAUUAACAGGUGCGUGUGACUGCUUUCCUGCUCGCUGCCAGCCCUGUGAACUCCAUCUGGAGCAAGACAGCCAAAUUGCCAUUUUUCUGGAGCACAGGGCAGGCCAUCCUGCCUUUGGACUGCUCCUGUUGGUAACACGUGAGCAGACCAAAGUUAUCUUCUCUCACCCAGACCUACGCAUGCCUGGCUGAGCCACUGAGAGCAAGCAGGCAAAAUACUCCUUGGGUAAAGGCAGUACACUGUCUGCAUCCAGGCAGACACAGAGAGCAGCCCAGUUGUGAAGCUGGCAUUUUCCCUCUACCAGAACUGCUGAACUGCAUUAAACAGAUUAUGUUCUUUCUUAGUUCACUAGGAAGAAAGGAGAUGGAGGGAAAGUGGCUUGAGGAAUUGAUGUUUUUCUUAUAUCAAACUCAGUGGGAUGCAUUUUGGGGCUUAAAGUGCAGCAGAAGGAACAUUGUGACACUUGUGAAAAGGCAGCAAGCUGGCAGGCAGCUGUCUGCAGCAUGUGUAGUUGACCCUGGCUUCGCUACAUGAGCUGGCCCUGAUUACUGCACCUGAACAGCAGUGUUGUGGUGUGCGUGGCAGGACAGACAGUGACCCUGACUCACGUUUCUGGGUGUCAUUUUCCUCUGGUCUAGGUUGCUUUUGUCUCCAAUACUUAUGCUCCUGUAAUCUCACUCUACAGCACUCCUACUACAAUGGGUAUUUAUUACAUCUAUUUUCUUUUCUCUGAUCAGGAUCUUCAGUCACUGAUGGUUUAAACGUCCUGGAUGGUGUGAUGAGAAACAGCUUUGUGGCCAGAAGCAGCGGAACACCAAGAGAGCAGAGAGUUUGCUUCCCAGAUUGCCUGAAACCAAACCUGAGCGAUUUAUCCUGCUGCAUUCACCUCAUAUUCUGACCUUCCACACGUAAGAGGAUGAUGUUAACUCUGUAAGCAGUUCCAUCCAGCUAAUCGGCUUACCUCACACUCCAGCAUCCAUUUCUGAGCAGGUGACAGGACCAUGGGUGACACACAGAAGGGCAAGAUUCAUCAGGGAAGUCCUGUGAGAGCUGGACUGCAUCUGUUCCCCUCCAGAAUGCUCAAAGGAGAUAUCCUCCAGGAUGCUGAUCAAAGACAUGACUGCAAGCAGGAGCUGGAGAUAAAAAGUGAGGUGGAGACAUCUUAUGGAGAGGGGCAGAGAAUGGUAACUCCCUGUGGGAUGGAAGUCUGGGGGUGCGACAACAGUGAUAGAGCCCACAUGAGCAAGGCUGUCCUUGCUGGUGACAAGCCAGACCCAACCAUUUGUAGGAACGGUGCCAUUUGGAUUCAACAGAUAGGAGAGAAAACCUUUGAGUGUCCCGAGUGCGGGAAGGGCUUCAGCCGGAGCUCAUACCUGAGCCAGCACCAGAGGAUCCACCUGGCAGAGAAACCCUUCAGCUGCUCCGAAUGUGGGAAGAGUUUCACUCGCAACUCAGACCUCAUCAAACACCAGCGGAUCCACACUGGUGAGAAGCCCUACCAGUGCAGUGAGUGUGAGAAGACCUUCAGCCAGAGGUCCAAUGUGAUCAGGCACCAGCGGACCCACACAGGAGAGAGACACUACCAGUGCAAUGAAUGUGGGAAGAGCUUCAGCCAGAACUCCCACCUCAUUGUCCACCAGCGGAGCCACAAGGGUGAGAAACCCUUUAAUUGCCCACGGUGUGAGAAAAGCUUCAGCGAUCGCUCCUCCCUGAUCAUACACCGCAGAGUCCACACUGGAGAGAAGCCUCACAAGUGCCAGGAAUGUGGGAAGCGUUUCCGGGACAGCUCGGCCAUCAUUCGGCAUCAGAGGAUCCACACAGGAGAAAAACCAUAUGAGUGCACCGAGUGUAGAAAAGCCUUCCGGCAGAGCUCCUCACUGGUGACCCACAUGCGAACACACACAGGUGAGAAGCCCUACAAGUGCCCUGUGUGUGGGAAGGGCUUUAGCCAGAGCUCAGCGCUCACCACUCAUCGCCGGAUCCACGGUGGGGCAGCCUUGCCCAUAUACCAUGGUAGCCUCCUGCCCAACCCCUACCAGUGCACUGAGUGUGGCCGGAGGUGCAGCGACCGCUCCACCCUGACCAAGCACCAGAGCACGCACGCUGAGGAGCGGCCCUACAUAUGUGUGGAGUGCGGGGACAGCUUUCGACGGAGCUCAGCUCUCAACGUGCACCUGAGGAUCCACCGUGGGGAGAGACCAUACAAGUGUGAGGAGUGUGGAAAAGCGUUCAGGCACAGCUCAGCCCUCGGUGCCCACCUGAGGAUCCAUGCAGGAGCCAAGCCCUACGAGUGCGGCGAGUGUGGGAAAAGCUUCCGGAAAAGCUCAACACUUAAAGUGCAUUUGAAGAUCCACACAGCCAAGAAACAUUAUAAAUGUGUGCUGAGUAGGAGAAUGCUCACUUCCAGCUCACUUCUGCCAUAGGGCUGCAGUGGAUGUUCAGAACGGGAAACAAAAGCAGUGAUUGAGGAUACCUGAAAAGGGUGGGUGAUGAGAACCACGUUGGGAAGAGGCUGACUGGAGACAU